This is a messenger RNA of Lodderomyces margitis, 1860 nucleotides long. RefSeq lists its product as uncharacterized. Lineage: Eukaryota; Fungi; Ascomycota; Pichiomycetes; Serinales; Debaryomycetaceae. Bases 1 to 1860 code for a protein of 619 amino acids. The transcript has a single exon. Gene Ontology annotation, molecular function: protein binding. The record is from RefSeq and is a predicted model, not a curated record.
AUGCAGUCGCAUAACUUGUCACCGCAAAAAUCCUCCCCCUCAUUGAACACCACAUCCACCAAUUACCACCAACUGGACUUGAGAAAGAGGCAAUCAAAGCGAGACGAAGCCAUUAGAAGAAGAAUUGAACAUGACUUGAGUAAAAAGAAGAAAAAUGGCAGUCGCAUUACAAGACAUAAGAAGGCCAUUCCGGGCACUGUGUUAUCAUUAAAACCCAGUGAUCCAAUUAUUUGCAAAACCUCAGCUACAGUCCAUGAAGUCUCACAGAUGAUGACUGCAACACGUGAAAACUGUGUGUUGGUGGUUAAUGACAUUGGUGAACUUUUGGGUAUUUUCACUGCCAAGGACUUAGCGUUUCGUAUAGUUGGGUCUGGGUUGACGGCAAACUCGGUCACGAUUGACCAAAUUAUGACUGCUGAUCCUAUUUGUGCCAAUGCGAAUAACCCAGCUUCUGAAGCAUUGAAUUUGAUGGUGGAAAGAGGCUUUAGACAUUUGCCCGUAUUGGAUAAUGAUAACCAAAUUGUGGGCGUCCUAGACAUCACUAAAUGCUAUGCCCAACAGAUGGAAAAGUUGGAGAGAAUGCAUGCACAGUCUAAAACCUUAUACGACGCAUGGAACUCAGUACAUGAUGAGAUUGGCGUGCAAGACCAGCCUCAACAUGUGUUCCAAUACUUUGAAACAUUGAAAAAUAAAAUGAAUGGUCCAACAUUGGAUAACGUCCUUGACGAAUCUACUGAGCCUAUUUACGUUGGUGUUAAGACGUCAGUUUAUGAGGCUACUGUUUUAAUGAAGGAAAACAGAACAACCGCUGUUUUGGUAAAGGAUACAAAUCAAGAAGUGACCGGGAUAUUCACAUCUAAAGAUGUGGUAUUAAGAGUAAUCGCAGCCGGUUUGGAUCCCAAAAACUGUUCAGUGGUGAGAGUAAUGACAUCGCAUCCAGAUGUCGCAUCUGCGAAAUUGCCAAUUCAAGAAGCAUUGAGGAAGAUGUUUGAUGGUCAUUAUUUGAACUUGCCUGUGGUGAACAACGAGGGUGAUAUAAUUGGCAUGGUGGAUGUUUUGAAGUUAACGUACGCUACUUUAACCCAGAUUAGACAAUUGGAGGCAAAAGAGCUACCACUGUCUCUUGAUGCGCCCGAGCAAGGUAACGAAGGUCCUGCUUGGAACAAGUUUUGGACAUCGUUGGGAGACAAUGAAUCCGUACAUUCAGAUUCAUUAAUGGAUGAAAGUGCAGUUGCAAACGCCCCCGAAGUUACCCCAUCUGAGUUUCAAUCGUUCAACAUUGACAUCAAGCCCUCCGACUCAAUAUCCUAUGUUGAUGCGUCGCCAACGAAGGGAUCGACUGCGGCAGGUAGUAGUUUGGCACUAGCUAUUGAAGAAGAUUCCCCAUACAUUUUCAAGUUCAAGUCACCAGCGGUGGAAGGUAGAGUGCACCGUAUCACUUUGAAAGCAAGUGAUGGUGUUGUCAUUUUGAGAAAAUUGAUCCAUUCUAAGUUACACGACAAAGAUUUUGCUGUGUUGAAUGUAUCCAGGCCAAAUGAAAAUGACGACGAGUCAACUCCGCUUCAUGAGGAACUUGCAGUUAGCUAUAUUGACGACGAAGGCGAUGUGGUGUCCGUAACCACCGACAAUGACUUGGUUGAAUGUGUUCGUAUCAACCAGAGAUUGGGCAAUGAAAAAGCUGAUUUAUAUUUACACAAUCCUCACCAACAUCCAUCAGUCGAUGAUAUCAAGCCCACAAAGAAAAAGAGUCACCAGUCGGAGUCACUCGUACCUGGUAUUGCCAAUGAAGUGUUAGUUCCUGGUAUAUUGGCGGUGCUUGCCUCGUCCAUUAUCGUUGGAUUUACUUUGAGUAGGAAAUAG